GAGGUUGAUGUGCUGGUCCCGGUGCCGGUGGCGGUGGCGGUGGCGGUGGGGGCAAUCUAUCAGAGUCUCUUUUAAAAGCUCCGACCUUUAAAAGCAUGUGACAUCUCGACUUUGUGCGGCUCCAAACGGGACAGAAGUGAGGGACGCGCGGACGCACGGACGCACGGACGCGGCAAGGCACAAUUAAGUUGCCCCGUCUCCACGCAACCUGCACAUCAGACUGGAAGAAGUUUCUCUCCGUCUGCCUCUUGAAAGUCAUUGGAGAGACAUCCGAUCUCCUGACAGGGGCCAGCACAAAGUCAACACAGAUCGGUGUGUGUGCGCGGGCGCACUGCUCUGACCUUACCUUCGCACCACCGCUUGUUUUGGCUCCGAGACUUUUCUUCUUCUUUUUUUUUCUUCUCCCCCCCUUUUUGGAAAAGAAAAGAACUGUAAGUAAGCCGUGAGAUGACCCUGUCUGGAGGCAGCGAAAGAGCCAACGACAUGUCCGGCCAGACGGUACUCACAACCGAGGACGUGGACAUCGACGUGGUGGGCGAGGGGGACGAUGAGUGCAUGGAGCGGGACAGCGACUGCGACAGUCCCGGCCGGGGCAUCCUGCACGACCUCCGCGAUGAUGAUGAUGAUGACGAUGACAUUGAGGUGGACAAAGAGGAGAUGAGAUCCGGCGGCGCGAGUCCGUGCUGCGAGAGCGUCGGAGAAGGGGAGAGCGGCGGCGGCGCCGGGAAGGGAGAGGAGCCGAGCGCCACGCCGGGAGGUGCGCUCCAGAAGCCCAAAAGUAGUUUGGUGAAACCGCCGUACUCGUACAUCGCGCUCAUCACCAUGGCCAUCCUCCAGAGCCCGCAGAAGAAACUCACCCUGAGCGGCAUCUGUGAGUUCAUCAGCAACCGCUUCCCCUACUACCGAGAGAAGUUCCCGGCGUGGCAAAACUCCAUCCGCCACAACUUGUCGCUCAACGACUGCUUCGUCAAGAUCCCCCGGGAGCCCGGCAACCCCGGCAAGGGCAACUACUGGACCUUGGACCCGGCUUCGGAGGACAUGUUUGACAACGGCAGCUUCCUCAGGAGGAGGAAAAGGUUCAAGAGGGUUCAGCCGGACGUGCUCAGGGACCAGACUGCUCUGAUGAUGCAAAGUUUCGGGGCAUACGGGCUGGCUGGCCCCUAUGGGAGGCACUACGGCAUCCACCCGGCCGCCUAUACCCACCCCGCGGCUUUGCAAUACCCCUACAUCCCUCCCGUGGGGCCCAUGCUGCCCCCGGGUGUCCCUUUACUCUCCUCGGCGGAGUUGAACCGCAAAGCCUUCAACGCGCAGCUCAGCCCGGGCUUGCAACUGCAGCUCAGCAGUUUGAGCACGGCGUCCAUGAUCAAGUCGGAACCGUCCAGCAGACCCUCGUUCAGCAUAGAGAACAUUAUCGGGGUCUCCAGCUCGUCUUCGUCCACGGUGGCGGGCUCCGCUCAGGCAUUCCUGCGGCCUCCCGUCACCGUUCAGUCCGCCCUGCUGAGCGCCCAGUCGCUUUCUCUGAGCCGGACCUCCGCCGCCGUCGCCCCGAUCCUCAGCAGCAUACCUUCCAGCAUUCUUUCCGGACACGUUUUACCCUCAGCCACUACGGCCACGGUGUCCAAAUGGCCCUCACAGUGACUCUUACCAUAAAUAUAUUUUUAUAAUGAGACGUGUAAUAGGCAGCACUGGACAAUGGCUCACUGUAGACUGUUCACACGCAGACAGAAACAAAAAAGAAAAAGGAAAUAUUUCUGUACAGGUAAUAUUUGUAAAUAUUUCUUUCUUUGUUUGGUUGUUUUUUUUUUUUUUUAAAGAAUCAUUUGACCUUUUCUGUCUUUUUGGGGUUUCGUUACAGAUCUGUGAUGAUAAGUUUACAUUUUUUUUGUACUGGAUGAAGAAUGUGGAAAAUUUACACAAACGCUCUGAAAUAGUCUGUUUAUUAUGAAGGAAAAAAAACAGUAUGUGUAAUUCUACUUAGCUAUCUUGUGGUGUACAUUGGCUUUAUUUGUAAAUAAAUCAGAUUAAUAAUUCGAAUACAA
Molecule: messenger RNA, 2039 nt
Organism: Syngnathus acus (greater pipefish)
Lineage: Eukaryota; Metazoa; Chordata; Actinopteri; Syngnathiformes; Syngnathidae
Gene: foxd3
Product: forkhead box D3
Exons: 1
Coding region: 448-1638 (396 amino acids)
Biological process (GO): cell differentiation; regulation of transcription by RNA polymerase II; anatomical structure morphogenesis
Molecular function (GO): DNA-binding transcription factor activity, RNA polymerase II-specific; RNA polymerase II cis-regulatory region sequence-specific DNA binding
Source: RefSeq, a predicted model, not a curated record